AAGCGUAGCGUCGUCGCCUGAGGGUGGAUUUACUGGUGAUCAGCUCUGUGUGGCUAAUAUUGACCCGAGCGAGUACUUCAAUUCCUCGGCGAAAGACGAUAAGCCCGAGCAUGCCGCCAAGGAUAAUGGCGGCUUCGGCGAUAUCAUCGGAAGCAGUUAUUUCUCGGAGGAGGAGAUGAAGAACGGCGGUUCAGGUGCAGUUAUCGCUGCGGAGAAUUUGAGCCGGAGCCGUGAAGGACCUCAAUUAGACGAAGAUUCUUGCUCGACUUCGGAUGGUGGUGAUGACAUUGUAAGCACAAAAAAAACUUUAAAUCACAAGAGAAAGAGAACGACGAGGUCGCUUGAGGUUUUUGUGGAAAAUUUGGUAAUGAAGGUAAUGGAUAAACAGGAGCAGAUGCAUAAACAGUUGAUAGAUAUGAUAGAAAAGAAGGAGAAAGAGAGAACAGUCAGAGAAGAAGCCUGGAAGCAGAGGGAGAUCGAAAGAAUCAGAAGGGAUGAGGAGUUAAGAGCCCAAGAAACAACUCGCAGUUUAGCGGUUAUUUCCCUGAUCCAAAAUUUGCUGGGCCAUGAAAUUCAAAUCUCCGCACCAGUUGAAAACCAAUGUACAGAAGAUGAUGGAGGUGAAAGCAGCAUUCAGAAGGAACUAAAAGGUGAUUCAAGUAGUAGGAGAUGGCCUCAGGCUGAAGUACAAUCCUUGAUAUCUCUACGAACGUCACUGGAACAUAAAUUUCGUGCUACAGGCUYGAAAGGAUCUAUUUGGGAGGAGAUAUCAGUUGAGAUGAAUAAGAUCGGUUUCAACCGCUCAGCAAAGAAGUGCAAAGAAAAAUGGGAAAAUAUGAACAAAUAUUUCAAGAGGACAGUUGGAACUGGGAAGGCUAAUUUUGCAAAUGGUAAGACAUGUCCAUACUUUCAAGAAUUAGAUGUUCUUUACAGAAAUGGUGUGGURAAUACUGCAGCUGUCUUUGAUAAUACAAAUUCUGAAAAUAAGCCCAAGGCUGAAAAAAGUAUAGAUCUUCUCCAUGAGAAUGAGGCCUUCAUAUAAAAAGGAGACCUUGGACAUGAUACAAUUUUAAAGAGGCACAUGUACACUACAGAUUCCUUCGGUCGGGUUUUUAGCAGCCRAGAUUYCUGAUAAUGCAGUUUCGUAAGUUCACCCUCAGUCCAUUCAUGGAUGCUUGCUCGAUCCCCGUGGAUGUUGAUGUUUCGGACAAUUGUGCUCCUACGAUAACGCUACCAAAUGCCAACUUUUCAGUUGAACAUUAGCAGGAAAUGGAACUCUUGGAUCAAAGUCUCUGACCUAAUGAUGCAUGGUGGUUGAAGACAGACAUAUCAUAUAUUCUUCUCAUGGAUUUGUUUAGAUUUGCUACUUAUGUUCACUGGUUAAUUCAAUCAGUUAGUUUGUAACCAGAACCGAGUUGAUAUUGGUCCUCUGUUUUCUUUGAUUGAUGUCAUUUCAUGACAUCUACCGAUUUGUUGAUGAGGUUUCUACUUGUAGUUGUAAUUUGAAAAGUCA
Messenger RNA from Momordica charantia (bitter melon), 1513 nucleotides. Its product is annotated as Homeodomain-like superfamily protein. The record is from RefSeq and is a predicted model, not a curated record. NCBI's taxonomy places the organism in Eukaryota, Viridiplantae, Streptophyta, Magnoliopsida, Cucurbitales, Cucurbitaceae.